CUCACUCCAAGGAUUAAAACCACUGACACUGCUGGUAAAACUCUUACUUGUCCCUAUUUUAAUUUCAAUCAAUUAACUUUAAUUUUAGAUUUUUCCCCGGGACUUAAAGUCAAAACUUGUCUCUUGAAACCACAAAUAUCUUCCUUUUUUUGUGUUUUCUUUUUAUUCUCUUCAUAUUUUUGCUCGAAAAGAAGACCUUUCAUGCUGAUCAUCACCGUUGGCUUUAAGGACCAAUAACGUGAAAGAAAAGCAUGACAGCUGCUCUAAAGGUUUUCUUCACAUGCUGUUUACUUCAAGGUAUCUCAUGCCAACAAUGGGGAUUGGUCAUGCCCCAGGCGGUGGAGGCGCUGAGUGGCUCCUGCGUGGCGAUCCCCUGCUCUUUCAGCUUGCCGUCAGAAUGGGAUCAAUACCUGGACGAUUCCUGCAAAGCCAUCUGGAAGAGAGGCAGCUGGAGCCGAGUUCAGGUGUUCGACUCCAGCCUCACUGGAGCGGCUGCCAGCUCAAAUAUCCUGCAGGGAAACCUGACCGGGACCCUGACGGACCGAGACUGCACCACUGUCCUCCACAACCUGCCGGCCAACCAUUACGACAGCUAUUACUUGAGACUGCAGUGUGACAACUCGCUCAAGUUCAACUUCGUGACAAGUGUCCGGAUCACCACCCAGGAUUCACUAUCGGGACCAACUUUAACUCCAUCCGGGUUGGAGGUGGAGGAGGGCACUCCUGUGAGCUUAAGCUGCUCAGCUGUUGCUCCCUGUCCCGUUGCCCCUCCAAUUUUGACGUGGACGCCCACUAUAGGUGAAGUUGAGGAGAACAUGGAAGCAAAACUUGCGACCUCUGUCAUGAACUUCACCGCUUCUUAUCUCCACAACGGACAGAAGUUCUCCUGCACGACCAUCUACACCCGACAAACUGGGACCAACGAGCUUGUGUAUCAAAAAAGUUUGACUCUACAGGUUCUUUAUCCUCCAACUAACACAUCGCUCACUUACUCUGACCCUGUACAAGAGGGCGCCUCGAUAACUCUGACCUGCUACAGCGAUGCCAAUCCAGCAGUGGACAGCUACACCUGGUUCAAAGUGAAUGGAGAAGAAGUGAUCGCCGUGGGAUCUAAGAACCCGCUUUCAACCACAGUCACUGAAGUGGACAGCCAGUUUUACUGCAAAGCCGAUAACAAAUACGGAACCCAGAACUCCUCCGUCGCUCAGAUAGACGUACAGUUUUCUCCAAAGGAAACGACAGUAAUUGUGGACCCUGCUGGCCCGAUCCUGGAGGGCAGCUCUGUUUCUCUGCUCUGUAGGAGCCGAUCCAACCCACCGGUGACCAAUUACACCUGGUACAGAGAGGAGGAGGAGGACCAGGAGUCGUCCGCAGCCUUAACUAUGGAAAUCGUCGAUACCAGUCACAGCGGCGACUACCGCUGCGCGGCAAAAAACGACCUGGGAGAAGAAACCUCAGCGGCCUUUCAGCUGGAUGUCCAGUUUCCCCCUAAGAACACUUCAAUGUCCGCUGAGCCCUCUGGUUCGGUUCUGGAUGGAAGCUCUGUGACUCUGACCUGCACAACCAUCGCUAAUCCACCAGCGGUGAACUUCACCUGGUUCCGAACGGAUGGGAAUGAAAAGGAGGUGCUUGGCUCUGAGCAGGAUUUAAGCUUCAAUGUGACCAAACUCUCUGAAGAUCAAUAUUACUGUGAAGCCCUGAAUGUUCACGGAGCUGAACACUCACAACUGACCGCUUUUGAUGUCAUAUUUGCUGCAGAGGUCCUGCCGUCCUCCCGCUGCAUCAAAAUAUUAUCCCAGGUCCGGUGUUAUUGCGACAGCCUGGGGAACCCGUUACCCUCAUUGGUUUGGGAAGUGGCUGGGGAGCCUGUCAACCACUCGGCUAACAACCCGAUCCGGCAGAUGAACCUGGCAGGUGGGGCCGUCAGGAGUGUGAUCACCCUGUACAGUCUGGAUGAAAUCCUGCCUUCUGUAGUGUGCUUGAGCAGCAACUCCCUGGGCUCUGAUAGUCUGGUGUUCAACGUGUCCUCCAGUGAAACUCAGAUGGGGCUCCAUGGGUUGUCUCUGCUGAUUGGUUCUGCAGCAGGAGCACUGUUGAUGAUGCUGGUGUGCAUCCCACUGCUGAUCUUCUUUUGCAGGAAAAGAAAAGGGAGCCUUUCCUUUGACAAGGAGGUGGUGGAGACAUCCGACUGUUUAGCCACUUAUCAGAAUAGCUCUUUGCUGGUGGAUGUACAUAAAGCUGCUGUGAAGGACGAGGACGGAAGAAAGGGAGAUCCUCUCACCUACGCCGAUGUGGACUAUACUAAACUCCAAACCGAAUCAAAGGAUGAGCUCAGAGAGACCAAGACCGGAGGGCCGCCCUCAAAGACCACUGAGUACGCUGAGAUCUGGAUGCACAGCACAGAAAGUAACGGCGGAGAUGCAAAGGAGGAGGUAAAACUUGCAGACCCUCAUAAUGGUCAAGGGAAAGAGGUUGAUGGACUUAACGGACAGGUCAGUGAGGUCAGUAAGGUUAUUGCUUAAAUUAAGUUCAUUUAUAGCAGACAUGCUGGAUUGUGGACUUGAGCCUCACUUCAGUGUUGAGCUGUGUGCACGUGCCCAACCAGGCCGUGGUCCUGGUACUGUAGUUGUGAUCGCUAAAACAUCUUGAAGGCACCAGUAGAGGUUAAAUCUGCAUGUUGCUCUAAAGGAGCACAUGUCUGGCCUCCAGUCCAGCUCUUAGCAUUUGAAACUUUAACCUCCCAAUAAUGAUAAAAACCUUUCAUUUAAACUGUGUCAGUCACUAUAGAUACGUACUAUUGUGUUUGUAAUGUUAAUACUUUCAUACUAACAUUUGUCACUGUCCUCAUUAAAAAAAAAUUCUGAGUCAAAGAAAGAAAAUAAUAUUUGAUAAAAAGAAAAAAAAUCAAUAUCUUUACCAAUGUUUUUCUUUAAUUUAUACAUGCCAAUACUUUCUUUUAACAUGUAUAAUACACCACUUUCAUUUACAUAGAAAAGAAGAGGAAGUUUAACUUUUAAAACUUUAAAAGCAGUUAGGUUCUUAGGUUUUAGGUUUUAGGAAUUAGGUUAAAGUCUUAAUGUCUAAUUAAAGGUGACAUAUAUAUAUAUAUAUAUAUAUAUAUAUAUAUAAUUUUUUUUUUUUCUUUUUUAUGAGCUGAAACACAUAUAUUUUGGUGUCCGAGGUGAGUGUCAGAUUAAAAACUCAAGAAUACCAUAACCCAGUCAUCUGAUUUUGGUUUGCUUGACUCUGAACAUGUGUCUUUCAGUGAGCUGUUCAGGCUUUCGGGGUACUGUGACAUCACAGGUCCAUCUUUGAGUGGAUUAUAGCAUUCACCACAUUUUUCUCCAACCAAAUCUACAUCUUAUAACAUUUGCUGUUCCUCUGAAGUGGGUAACACAAUGCUGAUUUCAAGAGAUGCAGCUUCACUGAGAAAAUGGGUGGAGUCCAGCUGAGUGGCUGACUCCACCCCAUAAAAUGUUACUGUUCUCUUCAUUUGUUGAUUAAUGCUGUUUAGUAUUUUUUACGCUUUUAUGUUUUAUACAAUGUGUAAUUAUGAUAUUUCCUUGAUUGUUAAAUACUUCAUAUUUGUUGUCUGUAAAUGUGCUUUAUAAAAUAAAUUUGACCUUGACCUAAAAUGUGCUGCUCUGAUCAGAGCUGUAAAAUAGGGAGCUGUCCUACUGUAUCUUUUUGGUUUUUAGACCAAAGCAUGUCACAGACAUUUCAUCAUGACUAAAUGAAGGUGUUGUCAGAGUUUGAAAAGGGGAAGAAAAUGUUUCUUAAAUAUUAAACACAUUUAUUUGAGCUCAGAAUACUGUUUCCCUAUAUGUUUUAAAUCAGAUGGCAUAACAUUAUGAGUGGGAUGAAAAACAUCAGAACACCAAUACGGGUCUUUGUUGCACUAAACACAAUAAUGAAUCGUGUGGAUAUUUCAGUAAUUCAAGGAGGACUUGCACAUCUUAACUCAGACUUGGACCUGAGCGUACUCCUCAGAGCUGUGGGAGUCUUCACUGGUGUCUAAGUCAGUCUUAUGGAUUUGAACGUUUGGUUGCAUGUACAACACUCAUUAUGUUGUAGUAUUCCAGCCUUUCCUUUUCUCUCUGCAGCAAUAAAAAAAAUAAAGUAACAUACUUUCUGACAAUGUCUAAAUUUCAACAGAAUCCAUCUCUUAAACAAAUUUUUUGCACGUACAAACCAUAUAAACCUGAUUAUUUAUCGCGAGAGCAUGAUUUAGAAGUCCUCUUUAACUGGCUAUCACUGGAACACUUUUACUUUUUUUAUAUUUUAUUAUUGUGCAGCAUGCUUUGGAUAUGUAGACUAUUAGGCAGAUCCACAGUGGAGUAAAGAGUGUUGAUGCUGCAUGCAGACCUGUAAGAUUAUGAGAUAGAGAGAAACAGCAGCCAUUGGCCCCGUGUAACAAACUCAUUGUUCCAUUUAUUUCUGAAUUAUUUCAAAUUGAUUCUUUGUUUCAAGAGUAAGAGGCAGCAUCCGUCUCUGAGUCCAACACAACAUUCUUUGUUGUGUGUGGUGAAAGGGCGUGUGUGGCUGCUGGCUUACGUGAUGUCUGGAUGAGAUUGGGAUCCCUGAGCCUUUGGAUGCCACGGGUGGUCGUGCGAGAUGUCAUCUUUCCUUCCGAGGAGCCCGCUCAUAACAAUCCCCCCUCUAACAGCAAAUAAUAUGCCACCAACCAUGAAUGAGAAAACACACAGAGAGACAGAGACAAAGAUCUGCCUUUUUUGUCUAACUGUUCAAUCCAGAUGUACAGUACAAAUACUUCCAUGUAUGAGCCGCCACACCAGGGACACGUGUGUGCAGGUCCUUGUAUGUUUUAAGGGAUUGUACCAUGAUUUCAUAAACUCUGAAUUUUGUGAGCUAUUACAACUACUAAACAGAUGAUUCUCAGAGCAUUUUAUUUUGUGUAUCCUGCCUGGCAUGAGAACACAGAAAACCUUGAGUUAAAUACUUAAAAAAUGGUUUUAAAGAUUCACUGGGUGGGUUUUACAGACAUCUCAUGGUUCAAACUACAAACUGUAACUAACUGAUGCCUCUUCCUCCACAAAAAUCACCGUGACCAUAACUUUAAGCAUUUUGAUUUGACCUGACUUUGACUUAUAUGGACUGAAGUUACACUUUCAAACCAGAAUUUGGUUUCUCUCCGAUGGACAGUCGAGAAGAGCAACCUGCCACACGUGUGUAGAUAGAUUUCUUGACUUAUUAAACACAAUGUACUCAAUCUCGCGUGAUUUCACUGCAUAUGAUGUAGGAUGUAGAAAGCACCAUCAUCAUACAAUCACGAUGAUUCAGUGUUUUGGUCCAUUCAGAAAGUUUACCCUCCUUACCAUCUAAUAAUAAUGAAAAAGGUGCUGCGAUGCCAUAGUUUCAUGGCAUUUUGACCAAAACAUGUUGUGGAUGUUUCUUUUAUAAGUAAGUAGUUCUCAGUAACUUUUAUAUAAAAUGAAUUGAUACAUUUAUAAAAAGGUUUAUUUUCCUUUAGAAUAUAUCUUAAUCUUACAUUGCAUUCUUUUUUUUAUCCAAGAUAUCUUGUGACCUGAGGAUUUGUUUUUGUCUCUUAUUUUAGACCUGGAUUAGUGCUAAUUGCAUGUUUUUCUGGGCACAUCUGGUACAUUCUUUGAUGUUCAGAUAUGUCAGUUGGAUAUGUUUCUAUGUCAAGUUUACGUUUACUAUAUACGGUAUACAUACUGUAUAUAUUUAUUUCUUGUGUUUG
Messenger RNA from Cololabis saira (Pacific saury), 5722 nucleotides. Its product is annotated as myelin-associated glycoprotein-like. The record is from RefSeq and is a predicted model, not a curated record. The transcript is spliced from 11 exons. The coding region runs from base 252 to 2522 and encodes 756 amino acids. NCBI's taxonomy places the organism in Eukaryota, Metazoa, Chordata, Actinopteri, Beloniformes, Belonidae.